UACAGAAAUAUUUUAUUUUGUAAAUAAACAUACAUAAUUACAUAAAGGAAGAUAUUGAUGGAGUAUAAAUAGCAAUUUCAAUUUCCUAUAUAACUGCCUAUAUGAAAUUCGUUUGCCUUGAACGACAAUCUGAAAUCAGGAAAUCAGUAUAAAAUAUAUUAUUUGUUUAAAAAUUGUUUCAAAUUGGAGCCAAAUGUUUCGUAAUAUUCUCUUUGUGAUCACAAUAUGUGCAACAAAUUUAAUUGACACCGCGGUGUCAAAACAGCUUUCAGAAGUAAAUUUGGAAAAUGCAGCCUCACUUUCAAAUAGUUUUCAAAAUCAACAAUUCGCCAUGGAACCGCAGGACCAAACAGCUAUUGUAGGUGCAAGGGUUAUAUUGCCGUGUCGUGUAAUCAACAAACAAGGUGUGUUGCAAUGGACUAAAGAUGAUUUUGGUUUAGGAACAUCUCGUGAUUUAAGUGGUUUUGAACGAUAUUCAAUGAUUGGAAGUGAUGAAGAAGGAGACUAUUCAUUGGAUAUAUAUCCUGUAAUAUUAGAUGAUGAUGCACGAUACCAAUGUCAAGUUAGUCCUGGCCCUCAAGCGCAACCUGCAAUUCGUUCCACUUUUGCUGAACUUAAAGUUUUAGUUCCACCUGAAGCUCCUAAAAUAAUGCAAGGUGAUGUUAUUUAUUCAACAGAGGAUCGAAAGAUUGAUAUAGAGUGUAUAUCUGCAGGUGGAAAGCCAGCAGCUGAGAUAACAUGGAUUGAUGGGUUUGGUAAUGUUUUGACUGAAAACGUUGAAUACACUGUUUCUCAGCUGCCGGACCAACGUCGUUUUACAGCAAAAUCUACUCUGCGGUUAUCUCCAAAGAAAGAACAUCAUAAUACAUAUUUUACUUGUCAAGCUCAAAACACUGCUGAUCGAACAUAUCGUUCCGUUAAAAUACGUGUUGAGGUUAUGUAUUCACCGAAAGUUAAAGUCAGCAUAAUUAAUGGAGUUUCAUCAACUGAUCGAAUACCAGAGUUCUCUCAAGUUCGUUUAGAAUGUAAGGCAGAUGCUAAUCCAAGUGAUAUUCGUUAUCGUUGGUAUAUAAAUGAUGAGCCUAUCAUUGGCGGUCAAAAGACUGAAAUGGUUAUUCGCAAUGUUACGAGGAAGUUUCACGAUGCCAUCGUUAAAUGCGAAGUCCAGAAUAGCAUUGGUAAAAGUGAAGAUAGUGAAACCCUUGAUAUAAGCUAUGCACCGACAUUUAAACUACGACCACAAUCUAUAGAGGCUGAUGUUGGAAAUAUUGUCUCAUUAAUUUGCGAAGUAGACAGCAAUCCUUCUGCAGAUAUUAUCUGGAUUCAGCAUCCAACUGAUCGGGUUGUUGGAUCGAUUUCAAAUUUAACUUUUACUUUAACAAACGAAACUACUGGACGCUACUAUUGUAAAGCAAAUGUUCCAGGCUACUCAGAAAUAUCUUCAGAUGCUUAUGUGUAUCUUAAAAGAUCGCCAAGAAUUUCAUCACCUCACUUUCAAUAUGGCUAUACAGGAGACACUGCAAGAAUAGAAUGUUAUGCUAGUUCUGUACCGAAAGCUCGGCACGUAUCCUGGACAUUUAACGGCCAUGAAAUAAGUACUGAAACUAGUCAAGAUUAUUCAAUAUUAGUUGAUGCAAUUAAUGGGGGAGUAAAAUCAACAUUGAUUAUUAAAGACAGUCAGUCCUAUCAUUACGGUAAAUACAAUUGUACCGUUGUGAACGAUUAUGGAAACGAUGUUGCGGAAAUAGUCUUGCUGGCGCAAAAAAGUGUUCCACUUCUGAUGACAAUUGUGGGUAGUAUUUUUACAGUUGCAAUUCUCUUAAUACUUGCAAUAAUAGUAAUUGUUUAUUUAAAAUGUAAACGAGGAGUCAAACUCCCGCCAGCUGAUGUAAUAAGUGAACAUCAAAUAAACAAAACUGGCAAUAUAUUAUGUAAAAUGGAUGCUGGUGAUCGUUCUUCAAACUAUAGCGACCUGAAGGUUGAUAUUUCUGGUGGUUAUGUGCCUUAUGGUGAUUAUGCUACACAUUACAGCCCACCACCCCAAUACCUCACAACUUGUUCUAUUAAAUCGGAUAAUAGCUCUAUCGCUUUACAAAAUAAUCAUCAGAACCAUUUACAGCAACAGCAACAACAACAGCUACAUCAACAUUUUCAAAAUAUUCCAAUGACAUUUCUCUCAAACAAUGGAGGACUCAACGGAAGUAUAAUUGGUUCACGUGAUGUUAAACAAGAAAAUGGCCUACCUUGUUUGCAAUCGAAUCUGGGUACAGUAAUAAGUUCUGCCCCAAAUGGUAGUAACUUUAAUCCGAAUACUGUUGGCCAAACAAUUCAAGCAAACAGUUUAUCGAUUAACAUUGAUCCCCGUUACAGCGCUAUUUACGGAAAUCCACAUUUAAGAUCAUCAAAUGCAUCUCUUUUGCCACCACCCACGGCGGUUUAACUACAAAAGCAUCAACUUAAACUAGAUUUAACAAUUUUUUCUUGUAAGACUGAUCUCAAUUUCGUUAUAUUGUGUUUGGUAUAAUUGAAAAUGCUAAAGGUUUUUGAUAUUCUCCAAUUUUAAUUUAAAGAUCAAAAUAUAGAAAUAUAUACCAAAAGGUUAUUAUUAUAUUAAAUUUAAAUAUUUUGAAGAAAGUUAAUAUUCAUGAAGCCAU
Teleopsis dalmanni is the source of this 2654-nucleotide messenger RNA. It is a transcript of the gene rst, whose product is annotated as irregular chiasm C-roughest protein. The transcript has 8 exons. Gene Ontology annotation, molecular function: cell adhesion molecule binding. Lineage: Eukaryota; Metazoa; Arthropoda; Insecta; Diptera; Diopsidae. The record is from RefSeq and is a predicted model, not a curated record. Bases 194 to 2440 code for a protein of 748 amino acids. Gene Ontology annotation, cellular component: cell-cell junction. Gene Ontology annotation, biological process: cell-cell adhesion.